Ambispora gerdemannii is the source of this 525-nucleotide messenger RNA. NCBI's taxonomy places the organism in Eukaryota, Fungi, Glomeromycota, Glomeromycetes, Archaeosporales, Ambisporaceae. The record is from the annotation of a GenBank genome assembly.
AUGGAUAUUUUGGAACUUAUACACACAGACACUCAACAUAGUGAAAGUCGACCAUUUCGUUGCAGUUGGAACGACUGUAGUAAAGCAUUUUCGCGCCGAUCUGACCUUGCGAGACACGGUCGAAUUCACACGAAUGAAAGGCCAUUCGCUUGCACAGAAGCCGGAUGCGGAAAGAGUUUCAUUCAGCGUUCAGCACUCACUGUCCACAUGAGAACACAUUCCGGAGAACGACCACACAUAUGCGAACAGCCAGAAUGUAAGAAGACAUUUAGUGAUAGUAGCUCGCUGGCGAGGCAUCGACGCAUUCAUACAGGAAAGCGGCCGUACAAGUGUGGUUUUGAUAGUUGUGGGAAAAGCCCUUCAUCAGUUUCCUCUUCUGGUUCAUCACCCACAAGUACACCAACAACCCCUAAUUUUCCCCCAAUUUAUUAUUCGUUACCAUCAUCUUUAUCACCGUCAUCUUCGACUUCAUUAUCACGAACCACCAAUAUUACUGCUGCCCCCCUUUUACCCAACAGCUACUAA